AAUGUGGUCAUCUUAGUCACGGGUGUGAUCGGAAACGGGCUUGUCAUCUUUGUGACCGGCUACAAAAUGAAGACGACGGUCAACUCCAUUUGGUUUCUCAACUUGGCGACUGCCGACUACAUUUUUAUUCCAUUUUUGGUUUACAACAUCGUUGAUGUCUUUGACAGUGGGGUUAGUCUCAGCGAUCUCAUGUAUAAAUGCGGUUAUUUUGUUUUUGUGCUAAACAUGUUUGCGAGCGUUUUCUUUCUGACAGUGAUCAGUCUGGACCGAUGUCUGUGCACAUGGGUGGUCGUGUGGGCUCAGAAUAAACGGACUCUGGUCAAAGCCAGAAUCAUCUGUGUGUUUGUGUGGCUUUCAUCCAUCUGCUGCAGCAUCCCUUAUGUCAUUGUUCUCUGUGAACCUAAAGAUGCAUUUAGAUCCUAUGAACACUAUACCAAUGUCCACUUGUCUGUGUUCAUAUACAGGUUUAUGGUGGGCUUUCUUAUUCCUUUCUUGAUCAGUGCAUCUUCAUACAUAGCUAUUGGUGUGCGGGUGAAACGCUUUAAAAGAGGAAACCAGCUUCGGUCUUUCCGGGUCAUAAUAUCUGUGAUUCUGGCCUUUUUCAUAUGCUGGUUUCCUUACUAUGUUCUACAGUUGUGUUACAUAAGUGCAAUUAAGAACAGCUGGAGUGACAGCGUUCAGAAAGGAAUUGAGGCUGCGGGACCUUUCGUAAUCUGUCUGUCUUAUCUAAACAGCUGUCUGAACCCCAUUCUCUAUGUGUUCAUGUGUGACGAGUAUAAGACGAAACUUAAAAAGUCUCUGCUGCUGGUGCUCGAGGGGGCUUUUACUGAGGAUCAUCUGGGUUAA
Molecule: messenger RNA, 846 nt
Organism: Triplophysa rosa
Lineage: Eukaryota; Metazoa; Chordata; Actinopteri; Cypriniformes; Nemacheilidae
Product: C3a anaphylatoxin chemotactic receptor-like
Exons: 1
Biological process (GO): positive regulation of cytosolic calcium ion concentration; inflammatory response; phospholipase C-activating G protein-coupled receptor signaling pathway
Cellular component (GO): plasma membrane
Molecular function (GO): G protein-coupled receptor activity; complement receptor activity
Source: RefSeq, a predicted model, not a curated record